AGAAAAGAGUGAGAAACAGGAUCCCAAAAAUAAGUAAAUGGGAUCCUACCAAAAUAGUGCAACCCCAAUGAGAAAGGAAAAACGUAAGGCGCACUUGAGAAAAGUUAUUGGGCUUUGUCAGCCUGAACUCGAGAAUCUCUUCUUCUUUUAACCAAGCAUCCCAGCGGUCAUAUCUCCGACGACUUCUUUGGUGAUUUCAAGCAAAGGUUGAAGGGGAAAUUUCUUAAUUUCUUUGUUUAUCCAUUGCGAAUAAAUUGAAAAGGUAUAUCAUCUUUGGCACUAGAUUCAUAUCCUUGAGACAAUGCUUAAGGCUCCAGAUUAUCAGGUUGCAGGCCAUAAAGCUCUAGAUGGACAGCUUGGCCCACUUGUAGAUGGUUCAGGCCGCUUCUACAAGCCCUUCCAGAAGGAUGAGCGUGGGGUCCAAGAAGUUGCCUUUUACACCACUUUUUCAUCCAACACCAAAAUUCUGGAUCACAUCCGUAGAUUCUUCCCAAUCUUCUAUGGCACCCAACUUGUAGAAGCUUCUGAUGGAUCUGGUCUGUGUCCCCACAUUGUCCUGCAAGAUCUCAUCUCAAAUCGCAUCCAUCUAUCUAUUAUGGACAUCAAGAUUGGCUCUAGAACUUGGUAUCCUCAAGCAUCCGAGGAUUAUUUCCAGAAGUGCAUUAAGAAAGAUAGAGAAACAACGACCGUACCUCUGGGUUUUAGGAUAUCUGGCUUGCAGGCAUAUGAAAGUGAGGAAUCAGGGUUCUGGAAGCCUAAUAGAAAGCAUGUUCUGGAUUUUACCAUGAAUGAUGUUAGGUCAGCUUUGAGGAAAUUCGUUUCUUCAAACCCAUCUUCAGAUGCUGAGCCAGAUUGUUCAUAUGCAUCAAUUGUUUAUGGUGGUUCUACUGGGAUUCUGGCACAAUUGUUGGAGCUGAAAGCAUGGUUUGAAGAUCAAACAGUUUUUCAUUUCUACUCUUGUUCUGUUCUCAUGCUGUAUGAGAAACAGGCUGUGUUGGAAGGGAGAUCAGAUGCGGAAGUCAAGCUUGUUGAUUUUGCUCAUGUCUUUGAUGGUGAAGGUGUCAUUGAUCAUAAUUUCUUAGGGGGUCUCUGUUCUUUAAUAAAGUUUAUCUCAGAGAUCCUCACCAGCCCAGACCAAUUCUCAGUCAAAGGUGGAUUGCAGGAUUCUGAGAAUAACUGUUUCUGUUCUGAAAACAGUAUCAAAGAAUGACCAGAGUAAUCUUAAUUGGUGAGCUUUUUUCGUUUUGACUUUUGCGCUUAUGUGGCUUGUUCACUCCAGGAUUGGAGUUACUUUUGUAGUAGAUUUAACUAUACUGAGAUUGACCACUAAGUGAUAACUAGGGAAUAAAUUCAAACUUCAUGGUUGCUGCUUU
Nelumbo nucifera (sacred lotus) is the source of this 1373-nucleotide messenger RNA. NCBI's taxonomy places the organism in Eukaryota, Viridiplantae, Streptophyta, Magnoliopsida, Proteales, Nelumbonaceae. The record is from RefSeq and is a predicted model, not a curated record.